CCUCCAAUUUUUGGCAUUUGAUACUGAAGCUUCACAUGAUAUCCUACGGGUUUGGGAUGGCCCACCUGAAAAUGACAUGCUGUUAAAGGAAAUUAGUGGCUCUCUUAUUCCAGAAGGCAUCCACAGCACUCUCAACAUAGUGACAAUACAAUUUGACACAGACUUCUAUAUCAGCAAAUCUGGAUUUGCCAUUCAAUUUUCAAGCUCUGUGGCCACAGCGUGUCGAGAUCCUGGUGUCCCCAUGAAUGGAACCCGUAAUGGAGAUGGGAGAGAACCUGGGGACAUGGUGCUAUUUCAAUGUGAUCCUGGCUAUGAGUUGCAAGGAGAUGAGCGAAUAACCUGCAUUCAGGUAGAAAAUCGGUACUUCUGGCAGCCCAACCCACCAGUCUGUAUAGCACCUUGUGGAGGCAAUCUGACGGGAUCAUCGGGUUUUAUUCUUUCGCCAAAUUUCCCACAUCCUUAUCCCCAUAGCAGAGACUGUGACUGGACUAUUACUGUUAAUAAUGACUAUGUAAUAUCAUUAGCUUUUAUCAGGACUGUUAGUUUCCAAACACCUUGUGGAAUACGUUCCACGGGUUCUGAAGGAACGGUUUUAUCGCCAAACUACCCUAAAAACUAUAGCAUAGGACAUAACUGCAUUUACUCAAUUGCAGUUCCUAAAGAAUUUGUUCUGCCUCUGCCUCAUUUAUCUUUAUUUCUGGAGAUUUUCUUGAUCCUUUUUGUCUUUGAUUACAUUGAUGCUUUCUCAGAGUUUUGUCAUACUUCACAAAAAGUGAUUGAUAUCCAGAUAGAGAAACAGGCCUUCAAGCCGGAACUCUUGAAGAAACUUACCUAUGUCUUACUCCUCAAACCUUAUCAUCAUGCAACCAAAUCUCAACUGAAGAUGCUUUUUGAAAUGGUCAAGUCCCCUUGUGCUGAUAGGGCUAACAGACAUUCAGAUGCAAAGUGUGAAGUCUCAGAGGUACCAUUAAUGGAACAGCUAAAAAAUCGGUUUAAAAAGAAAAUUCCAGCUGGAACUGAAGUGGCCAACAUUCUUGUAGGAGAAGCCUCUUUCCUAGAAAAGCCCUUCAUUGCUUUUGUACGCCUGCAAAACUCAUUGCUUCUUGGAAGCUUGACUGAAGUUGCUUUUCCUAGCAGGUAA
Thamnophis sirtalis is the source of this 1141-nucleotide messenger RNA. Lineage: Eukaryota; Metazoa; Chordata; Lepidosauria; Squamata; Natricidae. The record is from RefSeq and is a predicted model, not a curated record.